CCCUCUCUCCCUCCCUCUUUCCCUCGCAGCCGACGAGGCAACAAUUAGGCUUUGGGGAUAAAACGAGGUGCGGAGAGCGGGCUGGGGCAUUUCUCCCCGAGAUGGCGGGUCUGACGGCGGCUGCCCCGCGGCCCGGAGUCCUCCUGCUCCUGCUGUCCAUCCUCCACCCCUCUCGGCCUGGAGGGGUCCCUGGGGUCAUUCCUGGUGGAGUUCCUGGAGGAGUCUUUUAUCCAGGGGCUGGUCUCGGAGGCCUUGCAGGAGGAGCGCUGGGGCCUGGAGGCAAACCUCUUAAGCCAGGUCCCGGAGGGCUUGCGGGCGCUGGCCUUGGGGCAGGGCUUGGCACCUUCCCUGCAGGUGCCUUUCCGGGGGCUCUGGUGCCUGGCGGAGUGGCUGACGCUGCUGCAGCCUAUAAAGCUGCUAAGGCUGGCGCUGGGCUUGGUGGUGUCCCAGGAGUUGGUGUUGGUGGCUUAGGAGUGUCUGCAGGUGCGGUGGUUCCUCAGCCCGGAGCCGGAGUGAAGCCCGGGAAAGUGCCGGGUGUGGGGCUGCCAGGUGUAUACCCAGGUGGCGUGCUCCCAGGAGCUCGGUUCCCCGGUGUGGGGGUGCUCCCUGGAGUUCCCACUGGAGCAGGAGUUAAGCCCAAGGCUCCAGGUGUAGGGGGAGCUUUUGCUGGAAUCCCAGGAGUUGGACCCUUUGUGGGACCGCAACCUGGAGUCCCACUGGGGUAUCCCAUCAAGGCCCCCAAGCUGCCCGGUGGCUAUGGACUGCCCUACACCACAGGGAAACUGCCCUAUGGCUAUGGGCCCGGAGGAGUGGCUGGUGCAGCGGGCAAGGCUGGUUACCCAACAGGGACAGGGGUUGGCCCCCAGGCAGCAGCAGCAGCGGCAGCUAAAGCGGCAGCAAAGCUCGGUGCCGGAGGAGUCCUCCCUGGUGUUGGAGGGGCCGGUGUUCCUGGUGUGCCUGGGGCAAUUCCUGGAAUCGGAGGCAUCGCAGGCGUUGGGACUCCAGCUGCAGCUGCAGCAGCAGCUGCAGCAGCCGCCGCUAAGGCAGCCAAGUAUGGAGCUGCUGCAGGCUUAGUGCCUGGUGUCCCAGGAGCUGGCGUUCCAGGUGUUGGUGUCCCAGGAGCUGGCAUUCCAGUUGUCCCAGGUGCUGGGAUCCCUGGUGUUGGGAUCCCAGGUGUUGUGUCACCAGAAGCAGCUGCUAAGGCAGCUGCAAAGGCAGCCAAAUACGGGGCCAGGGCCGGAGUCGGAGUUGGAGGCAUUCCUACUUACGGGGUUGGAGCUGGGGCCUUUCCGGGCUUUGGUGUCGGAGUCGGAGGUAUCCCCGGAGUUGCAGGUGUCCCCGGAGUCGGAGCUGUUCCAGGAGCUGCCAUUUCCCCCGAAGCUCAGGCAGCAGCUGCCGCCAAGGCUGCCAAGUACGGUGCUGCAGGAGCAGGAGUGCUGGGUGGGCUGGUGCCAGGUGCCCCAGGUGUAGUCCCAGGUGUGCCGGGCAUAGGAGGAGUGCCAGGAGUGGGGGCCCCAGCAGCUGCAGCUGCUAAAGCAGCCGCCAAAGCCGCCCAGUUUGGGUUAGUUCCUGGUGUCGGCGUGGCUCCUGGUGUCGGCGUGGCUCCUGGUGUCGGCGUGGCUCCUGGAGUCGGCGUGGCUCCUGGAGUUGGUGUGGCUCCUGGAGUUGGUGUGGCUCCUGGCGUUGGCAUUGGCCCUGCCUCCAUGGGCCCUGCCUCCAUCUCUAAUCCCCUCUCUCUCCCUCCCCCAGCUGCAGCAAAAUCCGCCGCCAAGGCGGCUGCCAAAGCCCAGCUCCGAGCUGCAGCUGGGCUUGGUGCUGGCGUCCCUGGACUUGGAGUUGGCGUUGGCGUCCCUGGACUUGGAGUUGGCGUUGGCGUCCCUGGACUUGGAGUUGGUGCUGGUGUUCCUGGCUUCGGGGCAGGUGCAGAUGAGGGGAUUAGGCGGAGCCUGUCCCCUGAGCUCAGGGAAGGGGAUCCCUCCUCCUCCCAGCACCUCCCCAGCACCCCCUCACCAUCCAGGGUACCUGGAGCCCUGGCUGCCGCUAAAGCAGCCAAAUAUGGAGCAGUAGGGCCUGGGGUCCUUGGAGGGGUCGGGGCCCUCGGUGGAGUAGGCAUCCCAGGCGGUGUGGUGGGAGCCGUACCCGCUGUCCCUGCUGCCGCAGCCAAAGCUGCUGCCAAAGCCGCCCAGUUUGGCCUAGGGGGCGCCGCUGGGCUCGGAGGACUCGGAGUCGGAGGGCUUGGAGUCCCAGGUGUUGGGGUCCUUGGAGGUAUAUCUCCAGCUGCAGCCGCUAAAGCAGCUAAAUAUGGUGCUGCUGGCCUUGGAGGUGUCCUAGGGGGUGCCGGGCAGUUCCCACUUGGAGGAGUGGCAGCAAGACCUGGCUUCGGAUUGUCUCCCAUUUUCCCAGGUGGGGCCUGCCUGGGAAAAGCUUGUGGCCGGAAGAGAAAAUGAGCUUCCUAGGACCCCUGACUCACGACCUCAUCAACGUUGGUGCUACUGCUUGGUGGAGAAUGUAAACCCUUUGUAACCCCAUCCCAUGCCCCUCCGACUCCCCACCCCAGGAGGGAACAGGCAGGCCGGGCGGCCUUGCAGAUCCACAGGGCAAGGAAACAAGAGGGGAGCGGCCAAGUGCCCCGACCAGGAGGCCCCCUACUUCAGAGGCAAGGGCUGUGUGGUCCUGGCCCCCCACCCUAUCCCUUCCCACCUAGGAGCUCCCCCUCCACACAGCCUCCAUCUCCAGGGGAACUUGGUGCUACACGCUGGUGCUCUUAUCUUCCUGGGGGGAGGGAGGAGGGAAGGGUGGCCCCUCGGGGAACCCCCUCCCUGGGCUCCUCUAAAGAUGGUGCAGACACUUCCUGGGCAGUCCCAGCUCCCCCUGCCCACCAGGACCCACCCUUGGCUGCCAUCCAGUUGGUACCCAAGCACCUGAAGCCUCAAAGCUGGAUUCGCUCAUAGCAUCCCUCUUCUCCUGGGUCCACUUGGCCGUUUCCUCCCCGCCAAUCGCUGUUCCCCACAUCUGGGGCGCCUUUGGUUUGGAAAACCACCCCACACUGGGAAUAGCCACCUUGCUCUUGUAGAAUCCAUCUGCCCAUCCGUCCAUUCAUCCAUCCGUCCGUCCAUCCAUGUCCCCAGUUGACCGCCCGCCACCACUAGCUGGCUGGAUGCACCCACCAUCAACCUGGUUGACCUGUCAUGGCAGCCUGUGCCCUGCCUUCACCCCCAUCCUACACUCCCCCAGGGUGUGCGGGGCUGUGCAGACUGGGGUGCCAGGCAUCUCCUCCCCACCCGGGGUGUCCCCACAUGCAGUACUGUAUAC
Molecule: messenger RNA, 3312 nt
Organism: Symphalangus syndactylus (siamang)
Lineage: Eukaryota; Metazoa; Chordata; Mammalia; Primates; Hylobatidae
Gene: ELN
Product: elastin
Molecular function (GO): extracellular matrix structural constituent; transferase activity
Source: RefSeq, a predicted model, not a curated record